Mya arenaria is the source of this 2403-nucleotide messenger RNA. RefSeq lists its product as uncharacterized. The transcript is spliced from 12 exons. Lineage: Eukaryota; Metazoa; Mollusca; Bivalvia; Myida; Myidae. Bases 88 to 2223 code for a protein of 711 amino acids. The record is from RefSeq and is a predicted model, not a curated record.
CGGAAGUAAACUGGUUAAAUUGCGACAUGAAACUAAAUAAACAUUAUUGGAAUAAAGUCAUAAACAUUGUAUGUGAAUAAAUGAAUUAUGCCUACAAUUUUCAAAUUUGGAAUUCUGCUGGCAGUUUUCAGGAUUGAAUGCUUUGAGUUAUUGGUCAAACAAAUUCCUAAUCCAGCCAAUGAACACGACAACGUCACACUCCGUGCAAGAUACUCAGGAUUUCAGGAGACAGAAUACCCGAGUUUUCUUGAAUGGUAUAUAUCAUCUUUAAGACGUUUCGAAAGGAUACGUUUACCAGAGUGUACGGUUUUUGGCUUUAUUGAUAAAAACGCGUACAGCUUUUCAUGCUCCGAAGGCGAGUUAACAUGGACUAUACUCAACGUCAGUCGAUCUCAGCAUGAUCAGAUAUGGAGCUGUACUUUAACCACAAGUUUCAGGUCUAUUGAUGUAGAACUGGCCUUAAAACUGCAAGUUGAAGUUUCGGCUGUGCAGUUAACGAAGCCAACGGAAACUGAAGUGAUAGAAACAGAAUACUCCAGAGUACUAUUUGAGUGCGUAUCAGAGGGGCUUCCGGCUCCCACCAUUCGUUGGUUCAUGGAUAACAAAACACCAAACAACAGUGACGAUGAUGUUGAGCAAAACAGUACAAAUAUAAAUAACGUAACCGAACAAAAUGCAGACAACACUUACCAUGUGAAAAGCCAACUUCACUUGACCAUAGAUCGCAAAUUUGAUGGAUUGAACGUCUAUUGUACUGCAAACAAUACCGCACAGGUGUUCAUUUCAUCAAGGCGUCCCGUAAUUCGUGUCCAGUAUUCAAAAUUAUUCAUUGAAAAUCCUUUAAACUGCAGUGAACCUGCAUCUUUGAGAUGUGCAAGUUCGAUUGGAACUUCAUCAACCUGGAACUUUAAAUUGAACGGCAAAACACUUGUCAGUAGCAAUAACAUCGACUCAUCUACAACAUAUAAAUCAUCGAUAGAUAAUGAUGGGACUAUUACGCUCUUAGUCCUUAAUACAAGCGUUUACGAUCAAGGAAGCUACACCUGCCAAAUUUCUUCAUAUCCCGAGAGUCAACCCGUUAAACUAGAAUUUGAAUGUAGGCCUAAAUCGGUGAAAAUAAACACGAGAGAUGAUGCGACAAUACAGUUUGUAUUUGACAAUGUGUACCCGACACCAACAGAAGUAUUUGUUACAGUAUUCAGCCAGGAAUACGAAGAAUUUACAUGCGGGGGUGUUUCUUGCAAGCCAAACGAUAAAGGAUAUUACAAUUGCAUUUGGAACUCAAAUAGAUCUUUCAAAAAGGGAACGUAUACUUAUGUUUUCGAUAUAAAAUUCAUUACAAAGAAAGAUUGCUUUGUUGGAAACUUCACAAUAGAUGUAUACUCAACCAGUGAAAGCAUUACUUUGGAAAAAACAAAUAGGAGUCAUUACAACGGACCAGAUUUAAAUUUAACAUGCAUAUAUACCGGGAAUCGAACUGUAAAAACGGUAUCUUGGUAUCGUAACCACACUUUGGUAGGGGCUGUGUCUCCUAGUUGCGAAAUCCUGACGCGCCCCCACUUUGGUCGCUACCAGUUUGUAUGCCCGUCUCCUUUUGAAACAGUUUUAUCUGUUGAUCAAUUGAUUGUUAAUCGAACUUUAGACAGAUGGACGUGCCGAGUGGGUUUCGGUUUUGGUAAUGUUCUUGAAAGUAGACCUUUUGACCUACUUUUUGAAGGUCUAGCCACUGAAGGUUCCGAUCAACCCGGAAUCAAUUCUGAAAUGGGAAAGGUUGUUGGCGGAGUAAUUGGUGGAUUUGUAAGCGGAUUGCUUGUUGGUAUUGCAUCCAUAUUUUUGUCUAUCAACAUACGUCUAAGAAGGAAACGCAAUAUUGAAUCUGAUAAAGAGACAAAAGAUAUACCGAUGAAUGUUGCUGCUGCUCAUCAUCAGAAAGAUAUCGAGUUGAAUGCAACAAGAACGCUAACCCUCGAGGUUGAAAAUUACGGAAACGAUGUGUACGAGAAUUCGGACUCACUUGAACAGCCAAAACCGAAGUCACUGCCCUACGAAAAUGUGCAAGAACAAGAUACCAAAACUAAUACAAAUGAAGGUGUCGAGUUUUAUCAAAAUACCAAGGGUACACCAAGAUCUCAUCAGAUUGCUGGUGAGAUUCGAUCUUACGAAAGAUUGCAAGACGAUCUUAGGGGGAACCAAGAACAGUAUGAUGUCAUCCUGCAAUAUUAGAUGUCUCGCGUGUAAAAAUAUAAUGCUGGAAAAGGGUUCAUCUGACAAGGAACUAAUACAAUAAAAUGUCAAUGUCCAAUUGCUUGGAAUACAUCGUGGCAUUUCUUAUAUGAAAUGACGUCUCACUGACUGGUUAUUCACGAUUCUUAAAAAACACCAUCCUUAUACAUUUGUAUUACA